Leptopilina heterotoma is the source of this 2488-nucleotide messenger RNA. Its product is annotated as sushi, von Willebrand factor type A, EGF and pentraxin domain-containing protein 1-like. The record is from RefSeq and is a predicted model, not a curated record. The transcript has 20 exons. Lineage: Eukaryota; Metazoa; Arthropoda; Insecta; Hymenoptera; Figitidae. The coding region runs from base 81 to 2444 and encodes 787 amino acids.
GAGUAGGUAUAAUAUUUAAGGGAGAGUAUAACAUUGGACUUCAGUUUCUCUUCAACUUUUGCUGAAGGAACAUCAAGAAGAUGGCUGUUCCGUCGCUAUUCGCCGUUUUCAUUUUUGCAAUUCUUCAACAAUCAUUGACUGCAUUUGUUAAUAGCAAUGCUUGCCAGACAUUGACAGUAAACAAUGGAAAUGUGAGAUACACUGGAUCCAAUGGAAUUCAAAAAUUCAGUUUUAAUUGCGAAAAUGGAUUUUCUCCAAUGGGCAGGACUUUUUCUACGUGUUUGAAUGGACAAUGGAGCAAUCCCAAUCCGUUCUGCGUUGAUAAAAGUUCCAUAAAAGUUGUUGAAAAUGGAUACAUGACAAUGAGCGCUGACAAUAAAUACAAUAUCGCAUGCAAUGAAGGUUUCAUACUUUUGGGAAAUAAUGAAUUUAAACUUGAUGGUAGUUCCUCGUCAAAAUGUAUCAAAACUAUUGUAAAUGAGAUUAAAAUUAAUUUCGCUAAUGGAGUCUACUCAGUUUCUGAGGACAAACUUACUUAUGACUUUCAAUGUAAUCCCGGAUUCCAAAUGUACGGACAGCCAAGAAUUCAGUAUAUUAACAAUGCUUGGACUGGUGCAGUUCCUAUUUGCCUUGAAAAAGCCGCCACAACCACCAGUCAACCAAUCACACAAAAUAUUCCAAUAGUUGUUACAGAAAAUAAAAAGGUGGAAAUAAAUUUCGUAAAUGGAAUCUACUCAGUUUGUGAGGACGGACGUACUUAUGAAUUUCAAUGUAAUCCCGGAUUCCAAAUGUACGGACAGCCAAAAAUUCAAUAUAUUAACAAUGCUUGGACUGGUCCAGUUCCUGUUUGUCUUGCAGAAAAAACAGCCGCACCCAGUGUACAAGUGAUUCCUGUCAAUGUUGCCACCGUUGCCACACAACAACCACCAAUCACACACAAUAUUCCAAUAGUUGUUACAGAAAAUAAAAAGGUGGAAAUAAAUUUCGUAAAUGGAAUCUACUCAGUUUGUGAGGACGGACGUACUUAUGAAUUUCAAUGUAAUCCCGGAUUCCAAAUGUACGGACAGUCAAAAAUUCAAUAUAUUAACAAUGCUUGGACUGGUCCAGUUCCUGUUUGUCUUGCAGAAAAAACAGCCGCACCCAGUGUACAAGUGAUUCCUGUCAAUGUUGCCACCGUUGCCACACAACAACCACCAAUCACACACAAUAUUCCAAUAGUUGUUACAGAAAAUAAAAAGGUGGAAAUAAAUUUCGUAAAUGGAAUCUACUCAGUUUGUGAGGACGGACGUACUUAUGAAUUUCAAUGUAAUCCCGGAUUCCAAAUGUACGGACAGCCAAAAAUUCAAUAUAUUAACAAUGCUUGGACUGGUCCAGUUCCUCUUUGCCUUGCGUCUGUACAACAAGCACCAACGACAGAGAGUAUUCCAAUCAGAUCAGACUUACCAAAAACAAUUCCCAAUGGAAAAGGAAAAAUGAAUAUUGACGGUUCUAUUACAUUUGAAUGUAAUGUUGGAUAUUCUAUGUAUGGAUAUCCAGUUGUUCAACCACAAUCAAACCAAUUUCCAGUUUGUGUUCCUACCAAUGAUUUGGUAAUUGAAAACGGAAGAAUUGAAGUGCAAAUUGUUUCUUCUGGUUAUGAAUUGCUUUACACUUGUAACGAAGGCUUCCAAAUUUCUUCUGACGAGAAUGGCAUGCCUCCAACUGGACAGCAAGUCAACAGUAAACAAACAUGUGUUCCCGCUUGUCCAAUUCUCUACUUCAAAAACGGAUGGGUUGAAAGUAACAAUCAAUCAAGAACUGCACAUUUCGGCUGUUGCGAUGGAUUCCAAAUUCAAGGACCAACUGAAUCAACUUGCGUUAAUGGCCUGUGGACAAGCCCAACUCCCCAGUGCAUUCCUCUCUGCAAAACAAUUAAUUUAAUGAAUGGUCAAGCCACUUACAACAGGGAUUCAACAACAUUCACCUGCAAUCCUGGUUAUUAUUUAUUAGGAGCAAAAGAAACUGUCUGCAAUAAUGGAAAAUGGAUGGAUGAUACUCCAAUUUGCGUUCCCAAUUGUCCAAUGCCAGAAAUUGUGAAUGGAGACAUUAUUCCGGACGUGAAACAAAAUAAUUUCAAAAUCGUCUGUCAUAAUGGUUUCGAACUUUUUGGAAGCGAUGAAAUGUCCUGCGUCUAUGGACAGUGGUCUCAACCUGCUCCCAUUUGCGCUGCCGACUGCCAACCUCUUCAUAUUAAUAAUGGAGUUGCUCAAAAUGUUAGGAAUUCAAAAGUAAUUCGAGUACAAUGUAAUUAUGGUUAUGUACUCAAUGGUACGCAGGAGAUUAGCUGCACCGGUGGAAAUUGGAGUGCACCACCUCCAACCUGUAUUUCUUUGUGCGAGGCUGUACACAAUUAUGGUCUCCAAGUUGACAGGCGAGAAUUACUCAAGUUCAAUUGCAACUUUUAAAUAACUUGUUAUUAUUUUAACAACAAUUCUAAUCUACAAAGAGA